Polistes dominula (European paper wasp) is the source of this 1407-nucleotide messenger RNA. Its product is annotated as N-acetyltransferase 9-like protein. Gene Ontology annotation, molecular function: N-acetyltransferase activity. Lineage: Eukaryota; Metazoa; Arthropoda; Insecta; Hymenoptera; Vespidae. The record is from RefSeq and is a predicted model, not a curated record.
UCUUUUAAACAUAAUGAAAAAAAACAAGUUCACUCGCAUUAUCGGCCAAAGUGUUAUUUUAAUUCCUUAUAAGGAAAAACACGUUAUGAGAUAUCACGAAUGGAUGAAAUCACCAGAAUUGCAAUAUCUCACUGCAUCGGAACCAUUAACUUUGGCGGAAGAAUUUGAAAUGCAAAAAGAUUGGCUAUUGGAUGAGAAAAAAUGUACCUUCAUCAUUUUAGACAAAUCGAUUUUCCAUUCGACAGGGGAUGAAAUCGCUGCUAUGAUCGGUGAUACUAAUUUAUUUUUUAAUGACAUGGAAUGUAAAUAUACGGCGGAAGCUGAAAUCAUGAUAGCAGAAAAAGAAAGCAGAAAUAAAGGGAGAGGGUGGGAAGCCAUAUUACUUAUGCUCCGUUAUGGUAUUGAUAAAUUAAAUGUACAAAAAUAUCGAGUGAAAAUAAUGGUUGAUAAUGAAAAGAGUAUAAAUAUGUUCCGAAAGUUAAAUUUUCACGAGGUCGGAAGAAGUGAAAUAUUUCAAGAAAUUACUAUGGAAAAUAAUAUUAAUGAUGAAUGGAAAAAUUGGUUGUAUUCAGAAACAAUAAAUUCUAUCACGGACGAAUGUUAUAAUACAGAACUUAAAAUAUUAAUAUGUAUAAAGCGUCCAGAGAAAAAAAAAUCAUAUAAGAAUUAUAAUUGUAAAUAUUUCUUGAGAAUAACAGUAAAGCCGAUAUUCAUUAUGUUAUUAAAAUUAAGUAACUUUGCACGAAGGAGACCAUUGCUCUUGAAUUCUAUGACUUAUGGAUUUUUUUAUACAUGUGCUGAAUUUGCGCAACAAAGUUAUAACAAAAAAUUUAAGAUUAUUCAACCAGUGUCUACAUAUGAAGUAGAAACACAGAAUAAUAUUGAUAAACCAAUAUUUGUAUGGUUAAAAAAGUUUAAUAAUUUUUUAGGUUUAUUAGAUAACGAAUCUUCAAUUACAACGGAAGAAUAUAAUUGGCCGCGUCUUAAAAGAUUCGCUAUUUAUGGUUUUUUUUUAGCAGGACCAUUGUUACAUGGAUGGUACAAAUGGUUGGAUACAGUUUACAAAGGCAAAUCUAUGAAUGUGGUUUUAACUAAAUUAUUUGUUGAUCAAUUUGUAUUAACACCACCACUGAUCUGUUUAUUCUUUAUCAGUAUGAGUUUAAUGGAAAGCAAAUCUGAUAUUUUAGAAGAAGUUAAAACAAAGUUUGUUAAAACUUUUCAGACGUCAUGCCUAUUUUGGUUACCUGUACAAUUUUUUAAUUUUGUAUUAAUUCCCCCUAGUCUACGUAUCACAUAUGUUAGUAUUGCAGCAUUAUGUUGGGUGAAUAUUCUUUGCUAUAUAAAAAAUGUGCCUUUAGUUAAAUUUAAUGAUAAAUAUUAAAUUAAAAUUAUAUAACUUUCACUCUC